Molecule: messenger RNA, 1238 nt
Organism: Moneuplotes crassus
Lineage: Eukaryota; Ciliophora; Spirotrichea; Euplotida; Euplotidae
Source: the annotation of a GenBank genome assembly
GUCAUCGACUUCAUCUCCACACAAAUCUGUGAUGAACAAGUCACAGCACCAGGAUAGCCUUAAGACUGAAAGAAUGCACUCAAAUAUUUCUCUGAUUGGUAAUAUCAACCACAGAGAAUCGUUAAUGGCCCUCAAAAUGAACAAAUCUUCAGAAUCUGCCUUUAUCACCUCAGUUCCAAAGCUGAGUUAUGGUCUCAGCACCUCCAAGAAUUAUGGUUUUGGUUACCCGAUAGAUGAAAGAGAGGAACAAAGAGAAGUUGUGCCUGAAGAAAUUAUGAAGACUUAUGAAAAACUCCAAGAGUUCAUCAGGAAUAUGGAAGGCAAGAUUUCAGGAGCCAUUCGUGUCAAUGAAGAGGACUUCUGCAUCGCUUUCAAGCGCAGAAUGAAGGAGAUCAAAGCGAUGGUCAGGGAACUCCGUGAGAAAUGCACCCAAGAUUGGCUCAAAAUAAAGGAAGAACAAAGGAUGAAGACUCUAACCGAACAAAGGAAUUUCUACAAGACCGAAGCAUUCAAGCUUGACAAGUUAUGUAAUGAGUAUAAACUUAAGUAUAAAGAGAUGAAGAACAAGUGUGAUGAGAUUAAACAAGAUAGAGACUUCUUUGAAGCUGAGCUGAAGAAAGCUAAAUAAAAUUAAUAAGCUACUAUACUUACAGAAUCUUGACUAUAAUCAGAAGAAAAUGAUUUCUGAUUCUUCAAUGACUUCUAUUAUUAGGAGGGAUAAUAAUGAAUUCUCUGAAAGAAGCUCUAUGGAUAAACUUGGUGUUACACUAGAAACUAAUUCUAAAUAAAUCGGUGCCAAAUUUUAUAAACAAUGAAAAGAACCUUCAUUCUCAAAGAAUGAGCUUGGCAACCCCAAAUUUGCUAUCCCUCAAGCGAGGAAAAUCGACUUCUAUUGUUGAAAAUAAUCAAUUGAAUAAAAUUUUGGACAAGAAUCAAAACCUGAAAUCUCAAUUUUCAAACAAAGGAAUCUCUCAGUACAAAAUAAAUACAUUCUUAGUAGAGAAAUCAAAGAGCUCUGCAUCUAAUAGAAGGAUGAAUAUGAAAACUCCGAAGCCAGAAUUCAAACCAAACGAGGGCAACCUCCAGAACGUAUUUGUAUUCGAUAAAAACAUGAUUAAGAGCAGGAGGUCUGAGUCGGUUAGGGAGAUACAUUCAAAAAUCCCGAGGUUCACACAUUCCAAGAAAAUUAACAGAAACCACAUUAAAAAGUUAUAAAUUUAUUUAGCAAUAAUUUAGGC